This is a messenger RNA of Ilex paraguariensis (yerba mate), 1611 nucleotides long. NCBI's taxonomy places the organism in Eukaryota, Viridiplantae, Streptophyta, Magnoliopsida, Aquifoliales, Aquifoliaceae. The record is from the annotation of a GenBank genome assembly.
GUCAUUAAAGAUUUAGUGAAUUGUGAUAACCAUGGGCCCACCAGCUGCAGCUUGAUGAUAAAAAUACAUUUUUAGAGGGGAUGAGGAAUAUCUUGCAUUUUAUAGGUAUGGUAUUAACCUUAAUUAUGUCACAUAAUGACGAGUGCAAUCUGUAAUGAGUUGCAAAACAGAUGAGAAAUAGGACAUAUCCCUUGUGUCAAUUUGCAUAAUUGCUCUAAUGACCUCAAAUUCGCAGGAUGAGAAUAAAGGUUUAGGGAGUUGGGGAAGAAAAGGUUAUCCAUUGUUGGCUCACACUUGUACCAAUGUGGGAAUGUUGGGUGAAUUUUCAUAAUAGGAAGAAUGAGGGCCCGGGUUUGUUGAGGGAGGGAGAGAUACAAAUAUUGUCCAAUUGAAGAUAAGACUUUUGUAUGGAAUUUGAAGGGUCUCACUGACUUGCAGAAGCAAAUGGUGGAGGAGAUGGUGAGAAGAUGGAAGACGAGUGUGGCUUGUGUUUAAGAAACCAAAAUGGGAAUAUGUCACCAAUUGCAAAUUUCAACUGUUGUUUUACAUUGGACCAUUCCUGAGCAUUCAUCCCAUGAAUUACAUGUGAACAAUUCCACUAUCCAAUUUAAACCGCCAUUUUACAUUGGACCAUUUAAAUGCCAAAUGAAAACUAUAGGGAGCAAAGGGACAAAAUUGAAAGAAUGGGCACCAAAGUGGAACAGAGCACAUGCUUGAGAUACUAUUAGUAUAUUUCGCUCAAAGAAAUAUGUGGAGCCAAUUGAUGGCCACAAAUCAUGGCGAAGUUAGGCUGACCGUUCUUUCUUCUAUCCAUUUUAGAAUCCUCCAUUGCCCCCAAAUAAAUUAUGAGUCGUGUUCAGGUGGUUGCAUGAAGUUCUUGUUGAGUAUAUUUUUAUAUAAUAUAUGGAAACUGAAGAAAAGUCGCAUCUAAAUAAUCUCUCUCAUGCAGUGCCUCCUUGGCUUACAAGAAUUACUCAGAGAAUGUACGAGGAAUCAAGGUUGUUUCCUUCAGCAAUUAAUCAUGUACUCAUCAAUGAAUACCUUCCUAACCAAGGCAUAAUGCCACACCAGGAUGGACCAGCUUACUUUCCAGUAGUGGCAAUUUUGUCGCUUGGAUCACGUGUUGUUAUGGACUUCACUCCCCAUCCAAGUUUGACAAACUCUGUAAACACAGUGAGAAACAAUGUUGAAGAUACAAUUUCUGCUAGAGCUUUGGAGAAUGAAAGUGAAAAAUUGUUGGAUAGUUAUGAUCCUUUUUCUGUUGUAUUGAUGCCCUGCAGUUUACUGAUAUUCAAAGAUAAGGCGUACUCAGACUACUUGCAUGGAAUAAAAGAUUGUGAGGUGCAACACUUCACUGGGGCAGUCAAUGUUGCUGAAACUUUGAAAUUUCUUAGAGUAAAUCAGUCACCACCACCUUCAGAAAAAGUGACUGAAGAGAAGAGGACAGCAGAUAGUGUGCACAGAACUACCAGUAGAAUUUCAUUGACAUGUCGAGUAGUGUCGAAGGUUCACAAAAAUUUAUUCAAGUUUUAGAUUUCUCGCAUUUGUUAGUUUCACUUUCUUGUUAAGAUGGUUGCUGCACCAGAUCAUAAAAGAAAAUUAGUGGUGGGA